AUGUCCAACGGUGCUGUUGCCAACGGCUCCCCCGCGCAGACGCACACCGCGUCGCAGCGCUAUCUCAGCACGCGGGGCAAUGAUAGCGGUCUUUCUUUUGAGGAAGUCGUCCUCAAGGGCCUCGCCUCGGACGGCGGUCUGUACAUCCCCGAAGAGGUCCCAACGGCGCCGGAAUGGGAGUCGUGGAAGGACCUUCCGUUUGUCGACCUCGCCUUCAACAUCCUGUCGCUCUAUAUCUCGCCCUCCGAAAUCCCUGCCGAUGACCUCAAGGACAUCAUCCGCCGCAGCUAUUCGACCUUCCGCUCCGACCAAGUCACCCCACUCAUCCACCUCCAAGACAACAUUCACCUGCUGGAGCUGUUCCACGGGCCUACCUUCGCCUUCAAAGAUGUGGCCCUGCAAUUCCUCGGUAACCUGUUCGAGUACUUCUUGGUGCGACGGAACGAGGGCAAGACGGGGCGGGAUAGGUAUCACCUCACUGUUGUGGGCGCGACAAGCGGCGACACGGGUUCGGCCGCUAUCUAUGGCCUGCGCGGGAAGAAGGAUGUCUCCGUCUUCAUGCUCCACCCCAAAGGUCGCGUGAGCCCCAUCCAGGAGCUCCAGAUGACCACAGUGCUGGACGCCAACGUUCACAACCUCGCCGUCACUGGCAACUUUGACAACUGCCAGGACAUUGUCAAGGCUCUGUUCGCCGACACCGACAUCAACUCGACCCACAAGCUCGGCGCCGUUAAUUCGAUCAACUGGGCGCGCAUCCUCGCCCAGACUGUCUACUACUUCUACUCGUACUUCUCCCUCGCCCGCCAACAACCCGACUCCUUCCAGGUCGGCGACAAGGUCCGCUUUGCAGUUCCAUCGGGUAACUUCGGAGACAUUCUGGCCGGCUACUUUGCCCAUCGCAUGGGCCUGCCCGUCGACAAGCUUGUCAUCGCGACCAACGAGAACGACAUCCUCGACCGCUUCUGGAAGACGGGUCGGUACGAGAAGAAGCCCACCUACGGCAAGGCCGCCGAGGGUGGUCUCGAGACCGACGGCGUCAAGGCCCACGAGGACGGCGUCAAGGAGACGCUCUCGCCGGCCAUGGACAUUCUGGUCUCGUCCAACUUUGAGCGCCUUCUCUGGUUCCUCGCCUACGAGUUCGCGUCGAGCGCCGGCAUGGACGACGAGUGGAACAAGAAGCAGGCCGGGCAGGAAGUUGCGCGGUGGCUGUCGGACCUCAAGACCAAGGGCGGCUUCGGCCCCGUGUACAAGGACGUGCUCGAGGCGGCACGCCGCACCUUUGAGAGCGAGCGCGUCAGCGACCAGGAGACGCUCGAUACCAUCCGCGCAAUCUACAAGGAGGUUGGCUACGUGCUGGACCCGCACACGGCCGUCGGCGUCGAGGCCGCCAAGCGGUCGGCUGCGCGCGCCGCCGGCGACGGCGUCCCGGGUGUGCCCAUCAUCUCGCUCUCGACGGCCCACCCCGCCAAGUUUGCUGGUGCCGUCACGCUCGCGUUGCAGGACGAGGAAGGAUUUGAAUUUGAUUCCAAGGUGCUGCCGCCCGAGUUUGUCGGGUUGGAUAAGAAAGAGAAAAGGGUGCGCGACGUGGCGAACGAUUGGAAGGCUGUCCGGGAGCUGGUCAAGGAGGAGGUCGAGGAAGAGUUGAAGGGCCAGAGGUGA
This is a messenger RNA of Parathielavia appendiculata, 1659 nucleotides long. RefSeq names its product tryptophan synthase beta subunit-like PLP-dependent enzyme. The record is from RefSeq and is a predicted model, not a curated record. NCBI's taxonomy places the organism in Eukaryota, Fungi, Ascomycota, Sordariomycetes, Sordariales, Chaetomiaceae. Gene Ontology annotation, molecular function: pyridoxal phosphate binding; threonine synthase activity. Bases 1 to 1659 code for a protein of 552 amino acids. Gene Ontology annotation, biological process: L-threonine biosynthetic process. The transcript is spliced from 3 exons.